Molecule: messenger RNA, 765 nt
Organism: Verticillium nonalfalfae
Lineage: Eukaryota; Fungi; Ascomycota; Sordariomycetes; Glomerellales; Plectosphaerellaceae
Gene: RPL2A
Product: 60S ribosomal protein L2A
Exons: 5
Coding region: 1-765 (254 amino acids)
Biological process (GO): cytoplasmic translation
Cellular component (GO): cytosolic large ribosomal subunit; ribosome
Molecular function (GO): structural constituent of ribosome; RNA binding
Source: RefSeq, a predicted model, not a curated record
AUGGGUCGCGUCAUCCGCAACCAGAGAAAGGGCCGCGGCUCGAUCUUCACGGCCAACACCCGCCUCAACAAGGCCCCGGCCAAGUUCCGAACUCUCGACUACGCCGAGCGCAAUGGCUACCUCCGCGGAAUCGUGAAGGAGAUCAUCCACGACCCCGGUCGUGGUGCUCCCCUCGCCAAGGUCACCUUCAAGGAUCCCUACAAGUUCAAGCAGCACACCGAGACCUUCAUCGCCAACGAGGGCAUGUACACCGGCCAGUUCGUCUACGCCGGCAAGAACGCUGCCCUGACCGUCGGCAACAUCCUGCCCCUGAGCUCCAUGCCCGAGGGUACCGUCAUCUCCAACGUCGAGGAGAAGAUUGGUGACCGUGGCACCCUUGCCCGCACCUCCGGCAACUACAUCACCAUCAUCGGCCACAACCCCGAUGAGGGCAAGACCCGCAUCAAGCUUCCCUCUGGUGCCAAGAAGGUCGUCCACAGCCGCUCCCGUGGCAUGAUCGGCAUUGUUGCCGGUGGUGGCCGUACUGACAAGCCUCUCCUGAAGGCUUCGCGUGCCAAGCACAAGUUCGCUGUCAAGCGCAACUCGUGGCCCAAGACUCGUGGUGUUGCCAUGAACCCCGUCGACCAUCCCCACGGUGGUGGUAACCACCAACAUAUCGGCAAGGCCUCCACCAUCUCUCGUUACGCUGUCGCUGGUCAGAAGGCUGGUCUCAUCGCCGCCAGGAGGACGGGUCUGCUCCGUGGUACCCAGAAGGUCAAGGAUUAA